UCUGCCUUUCUAAUAUUCCACCUCCCAUAAACUUUAGCAGCAAUGAUGUUUAUUCUAUCGCAAACUUUAUUUCAAUCUUUUAAUUGAAGUAAAGUUUAAGGCAGAUUUGUAACAAAGUGUUUGGGAAGCCUUACGUAAGAAUGCACGUACACUGUUUGAUAAAAUGCCUUUGUUUUGUUUUGUUGUAUUGAAUUCUUCAAGUCAGAUUUGUGAUGGAUUUAAGGUAAACUUCAUAUGACAAAUCCUUUACAAAAUUACAAUGUUCAUACAAAUUCAGCCUUUUAUAAACAUUUCAAUUAUUUUACAACGAUGGAGGACGUGGGGAAUUGAUGAGACACAAAGUCCAUGAUCAUGAUCUCUGUUGCAUUGAUUUAAAUGUGCAUUCCGAGGAAAGAAGUAUUAGGUGUGAGGAUUAUUUUUGACAUUACAAGGAAUGGGAUCAGAAAGGAGAGUGCGCGUAAACUGUUUGACAAAACGCCCAUGUCACAGUGCAUUCUUCAAAUCAGAUUUGUAAUGGAUUUGGUGUUGGUGACUUCUAGAAUAGUAUGAUCCACUAUUCAUUCUCACGUUUAAAAGGGUAAAUGUAAGAAGAACAUAACGUAUAACUUCACGCGACCAGCAGGUCUGAAUCCUUGGCAAAAUUGCAAGCAAAAUGUGAAGGCAAAAAGAUGCAUACAAACUAUUUAACAAAAUGUAUCAACAGUUGUAGGGUGAAAUAAAGGAAGUCUUGUGGGAAAAAUAUUUCAUUGGUAGUGGCUUUUUUUGGCAACUAAGAUUUUGUCAAGGAGCAAAACCAUCCUCCUCUACAUUUGAUAGCUUAUUUCCUUCCAUCCUAUGCCUGAAGGAGAGCUUACAAACCAUCUAUGGACAUCGUUCAAACUUGAGGAAACUUCGUCAGAGGAGAAGCAGAGAGGCAAGGGUGAAGAGAAGAGGGAAGGAAUAGGCGAUGAGAAGCACGGUUCCUUUUGGGAGCAAAUUUCUUCAGUCACGAAGGAGGUGAAGGUGAGCCCAGUGUCUAAAGAAAGCAAAGAAAUCAUGGAAGUAUCAAGUGGCAUAGGGGGGAGAACACAGCAACGGAGGCAAAAGAAGAGGUGGCUUCUUUUUGUUCUUGGAACUUCAAGUCUUAAGCAAAAGAAUAUGAAAGUCAUGAUUCAACUACAACAAAUCAAAGAGCAAGUGCUGCAAUUUCAAUUAGAUAACUAUAAUUGUAAAAGUAAAGUAGUUCAAUUUAUGCAAUGAAUGUUGCUACACCACUAGUACUGUCAAUUUCAUGUUUAACCAUCUAAUCCACCAAUUGAAUUGUAAUGAGCAAGAAAAAUAUUUUAUUAUAUUUUCUAAUACCUGUACUUUACGGUGACCGCACAAGAUGCUUUUGGUAAUGAUAAGGACGAUGUCUUUACUUUU
This is a messenger RNA of Cryptomeria japonica (Japanese cedar), 1404 nucleotides long. RefSeq lists its product as uncharacterized. The coding region runs from base 835 to 1239 and encodes 134 amino acids. The transcript has 2 exons. Lineage: Eukaryota; Viridiplantae; Streptophyta; Pinopsida; Cupressales; Cupressaceae. The record is from RefSeq and is a predicted model, not a curated record.